Molecule: messenger RNA, 1581 nt
Organism: Dimorphilus gyrociliatus
Lineage: Eukaryota; Metazoa; Annelida; Polychaeta; Dinophilidae
Source: the annotation of a GenBank genome assembly
AGAAACAACAAGGAAAAAACAGGUGACUACUCAAUUUGAAUCUUAUACGAAAGCAUCUAUCAGUAUUGAUGUGCUGUCGCUUUUAUUGGUUUUUUCUAUAAAUUCAGCUGUUCUGUCUAUAAGAAAGAAUUAUGCCUAAUCUGGAUAUUUUCUAGGAUAAAUUGUAUUUGAGAAAACUGGGAUAAUAUUAAAAUAAAGCGGAGUAUAAAGCCAUAUGGGUUUUAUCGAUGACAUGAAUUACUCUGAAGGUGGAAAUGUUAGGAUAUAUUUCAGAAUAUUACUAGUAUUUGUUAUUGCGAUACAUCCAGUGAUGUUUAUAUUCUUCCUCUUCCUAAAAAGGAUCAUGAAGUUGUCAAUUUUACUAUUAAACCAGUCCCGAUGGUUAGUUCAUUGGAAUGGCCCCCUGAAAGGCCUAAAGUAAAACCAGACUCAGUUGUUAAUGAGUUUAAGAGUACCAUAUCACAACCAAAUGUUCCGGAUCUACCUCAAUGGCCAUUACCACUACCUCCGAAUGAAACAAACAAUCACUUUGUCGUCUAUGAAUGCUUUGAUAAACUAUGCGGUGGAUGGUCCAAUAGACUUUAUGGGAUGAUUGGUGCCUAUUUCAUCGCGAUAAUCUAUGAUAGGUCCUUAGCAAUAAAAAUAAAUCGACCAUGUUCUCUAGUGCACUUUCUACAACCAAGAUAUGUUCAAUGGGAUGUCGACAUUCCACAAAAUUGGAUCAACAUUAGCUUUAACGAAAUAAAUGGUUAUGAAAUUUCUUUCGAUAAAUUAAAGGAUUUGGAUAAAAGUCUAAGAAAUCAAAGAAAUCCCGUAAUUAAUAUUCAUAUAGCACAAACUGGAUAUAUAGCACUAUUCUCAAAAGUGAAAUUUUACAGAACGAGGCUUCUUGAAAAAGGAUUUAGUGAAAGUCAAUUGGAUAAAUUAACUUUUUUACAUUUUCCUUUAAAAUAUCAAAUUUAUGAUCUGUUAUUCAAAUUAAAGCCGUAUCUACAGGAAAGGAAAGAUAACUAUUUAAAGACUUUUGAUAAGAAACCACUUAUUUGUGCUCAUGUACGAACAGGAGGUGGCAAAACGAUUCCGGGAGAUGCCGCUAGAGGAAGGAUGUUUGGAACAAAAACGCUCUGGGCAUUCUUACAAGAGAAACUACAAAUUAAUAAAUUUAAAGAUGCUAAAGUGUUCCUUGCUACUGAUGAUGAUGAAGUUCGAGAAGAGUUUAAAAAAACAUUUGGACAUGUAGGGACAGAGAUAUCAGGCAAUAUAGUGCAUAUUGAUAGAUGGAAAUCUCAAAAGAGAACCAUUCAUGAUAAAGCAGCUGCAUGCCACGGAAUGGAUAAAGUAUUAUUAGAUUUUGAAAUUAUGAGUGAAUGUGAUCUUCUUGUGAUAACUUGGCGAAGUGGAUUUAGUACAAUGCCUGCCUUACGAAAUAGACAUCGUAAUGAAUUAUACGUUUGGAGAUGCGAAGGAGGUAGUUGUUGGAUUGAACCAUUUUAUAAAUUUCAAAAUGAAACUAGAAAUUUAUUUAUAAAUGCAAUCAAAAAGCUGCCAUUUUUAAAUUGUGAAGAUAUUUUAUACUGUUAA